Cicer arietinum (chickpea) is the source of this 2209-nucleotide messenger RNA. RefSeq names its product cellulose synthase-like protein G1. Gene Ontology annotation, biological process: cellulose biosynthetic process. Gene Ontology annotation, cellular component: membrane. The record is from RefSeq and is a predicted model, not a curated record. Lineage: Eukaryota; Viridiplantae; Streptophyta; Magnoliopsida; Fabales; Fabaceae. Gene Ontology annotation, molecular function: cellulose synthase (UDP-forming) activity.
AUGGCAACCUUCACACUUCACAAAGAAACAGUUCAAUCAUGGUUACCUCUAAGCAGAUUUCACAUACUAUCCCAUUUUUUAUGUGUAUUGCUUCUCUUUUAUUACCGUAUCAAACAUUUAAUUAUUUUCUUCAAUAAUAAUCAAACUAGUGACACUCCAAAACUACCAUGGAUUCUAAUGACACUAGCUGAAAUUAUUCUAUCAAUUAUGUGGUUUUUCAACCAAGCAUACCGGUGGCGGCCGGUGAGUCGUUCGGUUAUGACCGAGAAGUUACCGGCCGAUGAUAAGUUACCGGGACUCGACAUAUUUGUUUGUACAAUUGAUCCUGAAAAAGAACCAACGAUGGAAGUCAUGAACACAGUUGUUUCAGCUAUUGCUAUGGAUUACCCUUGUGAUAAGCUUAGUGUUUAUCUUUCUGAUGAUGGAGCUUCUCCUAUUACUCAUUAUGGAAUUAAAGAGGCUUCUCAAUUUGCAAAAUUUUGGGUUCCUUUUUGUAGAAAGUAUGGUGUAAAAUCAAGGUGUCCUAAGGUUUUUUUCUCUCCUUUGGGUGAGGAUGAUCAUGUUCUUAGGACUCUUGAAUUUGAGGCAGAGAGAGACCAGAUCAAGGCCAAGUAUGAGAAAAUGCAGAAAAAUAUCGAGAAAUAUAGUUCUGACCCUAAAAAUCUCCGUAUGGUAACCGACAGAGCUUCUCGCAUCGAGAUUAUAAAUGACGAACCACAAAUGCCACGUAUCGUAUAUGUAUCUCGUGAAAGAAGACCAUCACUUCCUCACAAGUUCAAAGGAGGUGCCCUCAAUACAUUGCUUAGAGUGUCAGGUCUAAUAAGUAAUGGGCCUUAUGUACUUGCAGUGGACUGUGACAUGUAUUGCAAUGAUCCAUCUUCAGCCAAACAAGCUAUGUGUUUCUUUCUUGAUCCAGAAACUUCUAAAUAUAUUGCAUUUGUUCAAUUCCCUCAAAUGUUUCACAAUCUUAGCAAAAAAGAUAUCUAUGAUAAUCAAUCCAGAACCGCUUUUAAGACAAUGUGGCAAGGGAUGGAUGGUUUGAGAGGUCCAGGUCUUUCUGGCAGUGGUAAUUACUUGAAUAGAAGUGCAUUAUUAUUUGGAUGUCCAAAUCAAAAAGAUGACUAUCUUCUUGAUGCCCAAAAUUAUUUUGGCAAGUCUACCAAAUACGUAGAAUCAUUGAAGGUCAUCCGUGGACAACAAACUAUCAAAAAGAAUCUUUCAAAAGAGGAAAUUUUGCAAGAAGCUCAAGUUGUGGCAUCUUGUUCUUAUGAAACAAACACAAAAUGGGGCACCGAGGUAGGAUUCUCAUAUGGCAUCUUACUAGAGAGCACCAUAACUGGCUAUCUUUUGCACUGUAGAGGAUGGAAAUCAGCUUACCUUUACCCAAAAACACCCUGUUUUUUAGGAUGUGCACCAACUGAUAUUAAAGAAGGAAUGCUUCAAUUAGUGAAAUGGUUGUCUGAACUUUGCUUGCUUGCAGUCUCUAAAUAUAGCCCUUUUACAUAUGGAUUUUCAAAAAUGUCCACUAUUCAUAAUUUCACUUAUUGCUUCAUGUCAAUUUCAUCUAUAUAUGCCAUUGGCUUCAUCCUUUAUGGCAUUGUACCUCAAGUAUGCUUCUUGAAAGGAAUACCUGUCUUCCCAAAGGUCACAGACCCUUGGUUUGCAUUAUUUGUGAUAUUAUAUGUAGCCACUCAAAUUCAACAUUUGAUAGAGGUCCUUUCUGGUGAUGGAUCUGUGGCAAUGUGGUGGGAUGAACAAAGAAUUUGGAUUCUAAAGUCAGUUACAAGUUUAUUUGCAAUAAUAGAGGCAAUUAAGAAAUGGUUAGGAUUGAACAAGAAAAAAUUCAACUUAUCAAACAAAGCAAUUGACAAAGAUAAACUUGAGAAAUAUGAACAAGGUAGGUUUGAUUUUCAAGGUGCAGCUUUGUACAUGUCUCCAAUGGUUGUGUUACUCAUAGUGAACACUGUUUGUUUCUUUGGUGGUUUAUGGAGACUAUUCAAUACUAGAGAUUUUGAAGAUAUGUUUGGUCAACUUUUUCUAGUUAGCUAUGUAAUGGCUCUUAGUUAUCCCAUUUUUGAGGGGAUAAUAACUAUGAUCAAAAGUAAGAGUGGAUAGUGUUCUUCUGAUAUUAAUAAAUUAGGCUCAUUCCAGAGUUUAAAAUGCUCAAGCAUUUACAUCUUAAAAUAAAAUUGUUUACAGUUUAUUUUAA